AUGAACUAUCGGGCAUCGCCAAUCGAUGGUGUAGGACUUUCGCCAUCUCAGAUACUCAUGAACAGACAGUUGCGUACAAAGUUACUUAUUACAUCCGAUCUAUUGAAUUCCAAAGUUACGGAGUCCCGUAAACCAGAUCUUAUUGCACGUCAGCAGAAACAAAAAUUUUAUUAUGAUCGCCAGUCAGUACCGUUACCAAGUGUUAAACCAGGCGAAAUCAUUCGCGUACAGAAAAAACAAUGGGAACCGGCCAUUGUUGAUCAAAAGCUACCUGAAAGAUCAUAUAUAGUGCGCAUCGGAAAUAACAAGUUAUAUAGAGGGAAUCGUAGACAACUACUAAAGACUGGCGAGACUUCGUUGCCGAGUACCGCUCGUGAUGAUGCCGACAUUAUAUUAGAUAAUCCACCGCAACCGCCUUACAACGACAUCAUCCCGACUUCACCGAAAGCACAAGAGGGAACACUUAACUCUCUACUCCGAGAAAACCGACCACAACGAACAUCGAAACGACCAAAACAUCUUGAGGACUAUGUUUGUACAUAA
Molecule: messenger RNA, 543 nt
Organism: Lottia gigantea (owl limpet)
Lineage: Eukaryota; Metazoa; Mollusca; Gastropoda; Lottiidae
Exons: 1
Coding region: 1-543 (180 amino acids)
Source: RefSeq, a predicted model, not a curated record